Fulvia fulva is the source of this 1470-nucleotide messenger RNA. RefSeq names its product Inositol phosphosphingolipids phospholipase C. Lineage: Eukaryota; Fungi; Ascomycota; Dothideomycetes; Mycosphaerellales; Mycosphaerellaceae. The transcript has a single exon. The record is from RefSeq and is a predicted model, not a curated record. Gene Ontology annotation, molecular function: sphingomyelin phosphodiesterase activity. Bases 1 to 1470 code for a protein of 489 amino acids. Gene Ontology annotation, cellular component: cytoplasm.
AUGGGAAGCUCCAGCAACGCCAUCCUCAAGCUCCCCAGCAGUCUCCGCGUCGUCUCCCUGAACUGCUGGGGCCUCAAGUUCAUCUCUAAAUUCAGGCACGAACGGCUUACGGAAAUAGGCCGUCAGCUUGCCGCUGCUCAGCCCACACCUGAGAUUGUCGGCUUGCAAGAGUGUUGGACGCAGCAAGACUACUUGAUCAUUCGCGAGCUCACAAAAGACAUCCUGCCAUAUGGAAAGUUCUACUGGAGUGGCGUCUUCGGCGGCGGCCUCGCGGUCCUCUCAAAAUGGCCCAUCGAGGAGAGCUCCAUGUAUCGAUACCCGUUGAAUGGACGACCUGCGGCAUUCUGGAGAGGGGAUUGGUAUGUUGGAAAGGGAGUCGCGUGUGCGAGGAUUCGACUUGGACCUCGCGUGAAAGAUGUCGUGGAGGUCUUUUGCACGCAUUUGCAUGCACCAUACGAGAGGGAGCCGAACGACAGCUAUAUCUGCCAUCGAACAGCGCAGGCGUGGGAAAUUGCGAAGCUAAUGCGACAUGCGAGUGAGCGCGGGCACAUGGUGCUUGGACUGGGAGACUUCAACAUGGUGCCGAUGAGUCUUGCACAUCAAUUGAUCGAGGCACACGCGCCAGUGAGGGAUGUGUGGAGGAUUCUGUACCCGGAGUCCGCCUUGGGAAGUGCGGAGAAUGAGGCUGAGAAGGAGAGAGGGAGGCCGGUGCCGAGCGCGAGGGAGUGUUUGGAGGAGCAUGGUGCGACUUGCGAUUCGACGUUCAAUACGUGGAGGUGGAGUAAGCAGAUGCAGAAGGACCUGUUCAAGGGGAUUGAUUCGAAGGUUGAGGAGGAGGCUCCGGACCAGAAGGCGAAGAGGCUGGAUUAUGUCUUCUUUGCUGACAACGCUGGAUCGACGGGUCAGCAAUGGGAAGUUGAGAGCGUCGAGGUUGGCAUGACUAUGCGGCACCCGGAGCUCAAGGUCUCACUGAGCGACCACUUCUCGAUCGAGACCACGCUGGUGCGAUCAACAGCUUCGCAAAGCAGGAACACUCCAAGCCGACCACCUGUCCGCCACCUGGAUCCUGCGACAUAUCAACUUAUCCAAACCAUGAUCGCCAAAUACGACAAACGCGAGCGCGCCCAACGCCGUCUACAGCUCAUACACUUCUGGGCCUCUCUGGUCGUUUCGAUAGGCUGCCUGACUGCUGUCUGGUGGUCACCUCGCAACUACGUGUCCUUCAUCCUGAUGUUCAUCAGCACUCUGGGUCUGAGCUCUGGUGUGCUGGAUGGUCUGAUGGGCUUCCUGUUCGUCAAGACGGAGCUACGAGCGCUGAAGGAGUUCAAAUUUGACAUUGAUCAUGCUGCAAGUCAAGCUGAAGCACUUCAAGGGUCACGAACUCCUACAGAGCGUCAGGUGGCGGGCAAGCUUAGAGAAGUUGUGCGAAGUCGGGAGGAUGAGCCUGAUCAUGAGGUGUUGAGGCCUUGA